AUGAGGCUAACCUUGUAUUUAGUAGUAACCGUCGGGUUAAUGGAAGCAGAGUGUGCUUCCUUGAAAAGUAUUCUUCAAUCCCUUGACGAAGAGCUGCAUUAUCAGUCAAUUCUCCUCUUAGAAAGUGAGCCAGCAAGUGAAUCGUGUUGGAAUCGAAAAUCCUUUCAAGAAAGUGUUCCCACACUAAACUUUAAUGCAAGCCAAAUGUUGUAUCUUAAAGAUAAAUUCCAUUCAAAGAUACUGGCACUUGUUUGCUUGACCAAAAAUGAGGGAAAUACAAUGCUGGCACUGUAUAAAAAUCUGGAAGAUAUGCGCGAUACUCCUACAGUUUUAUUCGUCUUUUCGGAUUACGAAAUUAAGGAUUUGUUAUUGGAGUGUUUUAGCCAAAAUAUGCUGCGUGUGGUGGCUUUUAAAGGCAUUACCACAGACCUCGUCUACAGCUUCAAGGCGUUCCCAAAAUUUCAGUUAAUCAGAAGAAAUAUAACAAAGGUGCGAAGAUACUUUAGGCAUCAACUGGAGGAUCUGGGAGGACAUACGCUAAGGGCACUACCCGACAACAUUAUACCGCGAACCGUGGUUUACAGGAAUUCCGACGGAGACCGCCAGUUGGCCGGGUAUCUCUACCCGUUUAUAAGGAACUACGCGAGCACCAUAAACGCCACUCUCAAAAUCUGCUGGGAUCUGGUGCCCGAAGAUGGGGCAAUCGCUUUGCGGGAAGUUCACAGGCUCUCGGAGGCUCAUGGCGUUGAUUUCCCGCUGGGCAUUCACGGCACAGAGCACUGGUCAACCCCACAAAAUGUUCCCAUGGAGGUCUCCAGCUGGUUUCUGAUGCUACCCAUGGAGCCCUGCAUUCCUAGAUAUCGGUUCUACCUGAAACUGAGUUUCACAUGGCUGAUUCCACUGAUGAUACUGCUGGCUGUGCUGCUCAGCAAUGCCCAUCGCAUUGAGAUGGGGUUGGGUCCCACCUGGCGGUGCUACUGCCUGGGUGAUGAAGUCCUUCGAGGUUUCCUGGCGCUGUCAUUCAUCCUGCCCAGGGGACUCUCUCUCAAGCUGAUGCUCAUCUAUUGGCUGCUCCUGCUGAGUGGUUUCUUCGUGAGCAACUAUUUUACUGCCUUUCUGGAGACCUGGCUGGUGCAUCCGCUUCUGGGUGAUCCGGUCCUAAGCUGGGAGCAAAUGCGCAACCUACAAAUGAAGAUCCAGAUUAUCCCGUCCGAAUUGAAUUCCAUGAGGGAGGCGCUGGGGCAAAGCUUUGUGGAGGAACAUAUGGACUUGCUGGAACUGACCAGCUCAAGGGAAUUCCAAAGCAAUCGGCUGGCCAUGGACCAGUCCUUUGCCUAUCCAGUAACGCAAGCCUUGUGGCCACUCCUCCAACAGGCACAGAGCAGGCUGAUAAAACCCGUCUUCCGUCGAUCCCGGGAGAUGGUCAUCAUACCGUUCUUGAUCAUGGCCAUGCCCCUGCCGAAGAACUCAAUCUACCACCAGUCACUUAAUCGAUACAGGGGUCUCACUCAGCAGAGCGGACUUUACGAGUUCUGGUUCAGGCGGAGCUUUAACGAGCUAAUUGCGCUGCGUAAAAUCCACUACAAAAUAGAUGCGAACCACGACGCUGUUCAUGAAUUAAAGUUGAAGGACUUUUACUUUGUUUGGCUUGCCUUCCUGGUGGGAACUAUCAUAAGUUUCCUGGUGUUUCUUGGCGAGAUUAUGUACUACAAGUUGCACUUGAGAAGGACAAACAACUGAAUUCAUCCAAUCUUAUAGCUUUAAGCAACUGGAGGCUCUUGGUAUAAUCUCGUACAAAGUAGAUAUGGAUGUUGAGG
Molecule: messenger RNA, 1817 nt
Organism: Drosophila ficusphila
Lineage: Eukaryota; Metazoa; Arthropoda; Insecta; Diptera; Drosophilidae
Exons: 1
Coding region: 1-1740 (579 amino acids)
Source: RefSeq, a predicted model, not a curated record